CCCCCUUUAUUCAUAUAUAUUCUUGACUUCCCCUCUCUGACUAAACACUCUGGCUAGCCCAUCCUUGCUUCUCUCUCUCUCUCUCUAUAAGUUUAACUUUGCUAGCUAACUCAAAAGCGUGUUUCAAACCUCAAACUCCAAUUAUAAGCCACCCCAUAUAGAUCUCUUUUCAUGCUAAACACACACACACACCAUGAAGUCCAAUCCAAAAUCAAAAACACCACCCCACUUAUUAUACUACCUUCUAAUAAUCCUCUCCUUACUGUUCUUCUUCCCGUGUGUAUCCUCUACCCAACAAUUCAAAGAAGCCCCUCAAUUCUACAACUCCCCAAACUGCCCCUCAAUUGAACACAACAUAUGCUCCGAGGAAGCCGUCCACGUGGCAAUGACACUCGACACGACAUACAUCCGAGGAUCCAUGGCGGCGAUCCUUUCCGUCCUCCAACACUCUUCGUGCCCCCAAAACACCUUCUUCCACUUCGUGUGCUCCUCCAAUGACAACACCAACGCGUCCCUCCUACGCGCCACAAUCUCCAACACAUUCCCCUACCUGAAUUUCCAACUCUACCCCUUCCACGACGCCGUCGUUUCGGGCCUCAUCUCCACCUCCAUCCGCGCCGCACUCGAUUGCCCCCUCAACUACGCGCGCAGCUACUUGGCCAACCUCAUCCCGCCCUGCGUGAAGCGCGUGGUGUACCUCGACUCCGACCUCGUACUCGUCGACGACAUCGCCAAGCUCGCGACAACCUCGUUGGGAGAAAACAACAACGUUUUGGCGGCGCCGGAAUAUUGCAACGCGAACUUCACCUCGUACUUCACUCCCACGUUCUGGUCGAACCCUUCUCUGUCGCUAACGUUCGCGGACAGAAAACAGAAAGCGUGUUACUUUAACACGGGGGUGAUGGUGAUUGAUUUGGAACGGUGGCGCGAAGGGGAUUACACGAGAAAAAUCGAGGAGUGGAUGGAGCUUCAGAAGAGGAUGAGAAUCUACGAACUUGGUUCGUUGCCGCCGUUUUUGCUUGUGUUUGCGGGGAACAUUGUUUCGGUGGAUCAUAGGUGGAACCAACAUGGUUUAGGAGGGGACAAUUUUCGAGGUCUGUGUCGGGAUCUGCACCCAGGUCCGGUGAGUUUGUUGCAUUGGAGUGGGAAGGGGAAACCAUGGGUGAGAUUGGACGCUAACAGGCCUUGUCCUUUGGAUGCGCUUUGGGCACCUUAUGAUCUAUUACGUACCCCCUUUUCUUUCGACUCUUGAAAUUUGAAUUUGGGAUAUUCCUGUAACAUAGCUACAUACAAAUCAGGCUUAAUUUCUCGAUCUAUAUGCUGCUUGGGAAGAUUGAAUUGAAGAGACAACAACAUAACAUGGGUCCAAUUAUACACGUACGAAGACCUAGCUACUCAUCGGACCAAGGAUACAUGUUCAAAGUGUACAUUAAGAUGUGAAGGAGGUGAGUGGGGUUCGUGACUGGGAUUGUACGAUUGAGUUUGUAUAUAGCGAAGAUCGAGCUACGUAAUAAGUUUUGGAUGCGCAUAUUCAGAUUUCUUUUUUUGGUCCUGAUAAUGUGAACAUAGUGAGGGUUUUUGUAUAGGCAAACUCAUUUUCCGUGUUCAGAUCCUUUUCUUUUUACCUUGUAUUUUUCUCUGUUUUCUGCUUUACUAGUAUUGCUGACCUGUUACUUUGUUCCUUUGAUAAUGGGUCUAGAGAACUGACUUCCAACCAAGACGAAGAGAUUUAUUCGUUA
This is a messenger RNA of Glycine soja, 1739 nucleotides long. Its product is annotated as probable galacturonosyltransferase-like 1. The coding region runs from base 194 to 1252 and encodes 352 amino acids. The transcript has a single exon. Gene Ontology annotation, molecular function: glycosyltransferase activity. The record is from RefSeq and is a predicted model, not a curated record. Gene Ontology annotation, cellular component: Golgi apparatus. Lineage: Eukaryota; Viridiplantae; Streptophyta; Magnoliopsida; Fabales; Fabaceae.